This is a messenger RNA of Sturnus vulgaris (Common starling), 1863 nucleotides long. It is a transcript of the gene SPG21, whose product is annotated as SPG21 abhydrolase domain containing, maspardin. Gene Ontology annotation, cellular component: cytosol; trans-Golgi network transport vesicle. Lineage: Eukaryota; Metazoa; Chordata; Aves; Passeriformes; Sturnidae. Gene Ontology annotation, molecular function: CD4 receptor binding. The record is from RefSeq and is a predicted model, not a curated record.
GCCUUCUUGGCUCUGCCAAUGUAACAGUCCAAGGUAAUGUAGGUUUUAAGGCAUCUCCCGUCAUUUGUCUGCCACAAUUUUGUCACACUGUUGUUUUCUGAAGAGCUUUCAGAAAGCCAUUGAUGUGUGGUUAUGGAAAGGAUUUAGUCUGAACCGCGAUUUCCUCGCUCCAAUGACUGCAGUCCCCCAGCCCAGGAAAGCAUCCUUGCACCUGCUCUGCUUUGCAGGUUGUUGGAAUAGAUAUUUUCUACCCUUGCUGUAGUUUUACCUGCUGCCAGAUUUUGAUAGAGUGCAGAACAGUUGGUGCAAGCACUGAAGUGAAACCACACAAAUUUGAAACAGCAGCCACGCAGCUGAACAUCCCGCCUUGAACCUUUGGACGUGGGAGGUGUGGCACGUGCCCUGUGGAAGGCUGACCCAAACUGAGUUUUUUCUAAACAUCAUGGGAGAGAUUAAAGUCUCUCCUGACUAUAACUGGUUCAGAAGCACAGUUCCUCUUAAAAAGAUAAUAGUAGAUGAUGACGACAGUAAAGUCUGGUCCCUGUAUGAUGCAGGACCAAGGAGCAUUCGCUGCCCACUCAUAUUUCUCCCUCCUGUGAGUGGAACUGCAGAUGUGUUUUUCCAGCAAAUUCUGGCAUUGACUGGAUGGGGCUACAGAGUUAUUGCUUUGCAGUAUCCAGUGUACUGGGAUCACCUCGAGUUCUGUGAUGGAUUCAGGAAACUCUUAGACCACCUUCAGCUGGAUAAAGUUCACCUUUUUGGAGCUUCUCUGGGAGGCUUUCUGGCUCAAAAGUUUGCUGAAUACACACACAAAUCUCCCAGAGUCCAAUCUCUGAUCUUGUGUAAUGCCUUUAGUGACACUUCUAUUUUCAAUCAGACGUGGACAGCAAACAGCUUUUGGCUGAUGCCUGCUUUUAUGCUGAAAAAAAUUGUCCUUGGGAAUUUUGCAUCUGGUCCUCUGGAUCCUGAAAUGGCUGAUGGGAUUGAUUUCAUGGUGGACAGGCUGGAGAGCCUGGGCCAGAGUGAGCUGGCCUCAAGACUCACCCUGAACUGCCAGAACUCCUAUGUAGAACCUCACAAAAUCCGAGACAUCCCUGUAACCAUUAUGGAUGUGUUCGACCAAAGCGCACUUUCGACAGAAGCAAAAGAAGAAAUGUAUAAACUUUACCCCAAUGCCAGAAGAGCUCACCUCAAAACAGGAGGCAACUUCCCCUAUCUCUGCAGGAGUGCUGAGGUCAACCUGUACAUUCAAAUCCAUUUGCUGCAGUUCCACGGUACCCGGUACGCAGCCAUCGAUCCCUCCAUGGUCAGUGCAGAAGAGCUGGAAGUCCAAAAGAUCAGCCUUCACACCAGCAACGAGCAAGAAGAGCAGUAAGCUUGGGAGUGCCAGUGAAACAGAGGCAUUGGUUUGGUGGUCUUCCUGUGUACAAUCAACUGCUCCCACUCUGCCUUUUCCCUUGUGUUAGCCGAUUAUCACUGUGUGAUUCCAACAGGAUCAACAGUCAGUGAACUACCCGUGGACAGCAACCUCCAGCAGUGUAAUGGAAUAGAUCUGUUUAAUUUUUAGUCUUUGGAUUCAAGAAAGCAUCUUUGAAGACUACACUUUUAAAAAUAAAGACAUUUUUUCUACCAAAGUCUUCACUAUAUCAUGUUCUUAAGCAGAACAGUAUUUCCUUUUAUAUUUUUCACUCGGCUGUAUAUAUUACCACAUGCAGAUUCUGUACUUAUAAGCUGACAUAUUUUUGUUGAAUAUUUGAUUUAAAAGAUGUUUAAGUGUCAAUGUUGCCCUCACUUAUUUGCUUCAUACACAUGGUGUUGUUAGUUUGUUUCUAUUUGAAAUAAAGCAUUUGAAUUUUUAACUUU